Molecule: messenger RNA, 247 nt
Organism: Acanthoscelides obtectus
Lineage: Eukaryota; Metazoa; Arthropoda; Insecta; Coleoptera; Chrysomelidae
Source: the annotation of a GenBank genome assembly
GUUGUCUUUUAAGUUUUGCAUAUGGAAAUAAAACAACACGGUAGGUAGUUUUAAAUGACUUUAUUGUUUUUCGAAGUCUCAUCCACGAAGGCUCGAACCAAUUUUCGAAGCACUUAUUCAACUCGUUUGCUGGCAGAUCUAAAACGGCAUUUUUGAAUGCGUCAACUGCUUCUUCUGGUGACUGGAACCUUUGACCGCGCAGUCUGUUUUUAAUUUUCGGGAAAGUAAAGAAAUCGUUAGGACUUAG